UAGUUCAACUAAUCCAGUGAUCGUAAGUGAUUAUCCCCCCCCUUUCUGGAUACCACGAUGAAACAAAUCUACUGACUUUGUCAAUGAGAAAAGAUCAAUCAUCUUACCCUUUAUUCAGCUAACAUUUUGUAACCACUUUGAUUGUGUAACAGAAACACAGUCAACCUUUGGUUAUUUUUUUCUCUCUCUCAUUUUACUUUCUCUCUCACCUUUGUUUUUUCUUCAACCACCUCCAUCAUCUUUGCCAUCAUUUGCUCGUCAUCUCACCAUCAAUACUUAAGAGAAAAAUUGUUACCAAAUUAGUGAACAAUUAAUCCAAUGUGUGUGUUGUCUUUUCUAUUGUGAUAAUAAAACCUGGUCAUCACCUCAACACACGGUUUUAUCUGAUCAUCUGAAUUCAUCACUGGACUAAUUGUGUUUACAAUUUACUAGUUUCAUCAUUGUCAUUGAUAAUUUUCGCAUCUUUGUUCACCCUCACCAUGUUUUCUUCAUCAGAAAUUGAGGAGCAGCCACAUUCACCUUCAUCAAUCUCCCAACAUGAUUCUCCUAAGAAUGAUGAUGAAGAUGAGGUUGACCCUCAAGUUGAAUUUUGUGCAUUAAGCAGUCGAUCCCUUCAACGCCCAAGUGACCAUUAUAUUCCACCUCCAAGACGUUCUCACAUCGCCAGUAGGCUUCUUCGCGAUCCUUGGACAACCGCUCUAACCCAAUUCUCUAAAGUUACCAAUUAUGUUCUCAGUCCAUACGAAGAUGGUGAAGGAAUUAUUCGUAAUACUUUGCGAGAUCCUUUAGGCUAUGCAAGGCAUCGAGAAGAAAACGCUCAUUACGGAAAUCGACAAGAAUAUAAUCAGGAGCCCAUUUCACAUCCUCCACCGGCUCUUCCACAAAUUGAUUGUUCGAUCCCACAACAACGAUUACCACCAUUGACAGAAGAUGAAUACCAAGAGAAGUACAUACAUUCAUCACGACGACAUCUUCUUGACCGCAUUUGUAAAGGGGGCAUUGCAAGUCACUCAUUACGGCGUAAACUAUGGCCAAUUGUUUUGGGAAUUACUGAAAAAAAUGAUAAUCUUGAUUGGUCACAAUUAAAAUCACUUUACAAUUACUAUUCUAACCAAUGGAAAACAAUUUUACCAGAUCAAGAAUCAAGAUUUACUGCCUACCGAGAGCGUAAAUCAUUAAUUGACAGAGAUGUUGUUCGUUGUGAUCGAACUCAUUUUUUCUAUGCCGAUUCAACUGGUAACCUCGAGAGACUCCGACAUCUCUUGAUGACUUAUAUUAUGUACGAUUUUGAUACUGGUUAUGUUCAAGGUAUGACUGAUUUAGCAGCUCCUUUACUUUAUGUCUGGGACGGUGAUAUACCCAAAGCCUUUUGGUGUUUCGUUCAAAUGAUGAAUCUUUUUAAACGUAACUUUGAAUUGUCACAAAAAACAAUGAGCAAUCAACUGAAAGCACUGCUCAAAUUAAUUCGGAUAACUGAUCCAGUUUUUGCACAAUAUCUACGUACCAAUGAUUCUGAAAAUUGUUACUUUGCCUUUCGUUGGAUAAUUUGUCUUUUCAAACGAGAGUUCAUGAAACGUAAAACCGAUGAUUAUGACGAUGUUUUAAUUGUUUGGGAAACAAUUUGGUCAGUCCAUUCGUUAGCUUGUUACGAGGAGUCAAAAGAGGAACCAUUUGUUGACCAGUGUCUUUCACCAAUUUUAGCCCAAAUCCAAAAGUCUCAGAAAUGGAUUUCAGCUUGGGAUGAUUCUGAUUAUCUUUUCAAAACCUCAUCAACUGAAUCAUCAACAACAUCAUUAACUGCCGACGGUGUUACAACUGUACCAUUCCCGAUGAAAGGUUCAACUGAUUCAGCCAAUGGCGAGGUUGGUGGUACAACGACAGUUAAAAAUAACUCGGAACCAUUUGAUUUAUAUUUAAACCGAUCCAAGGAAGCAUCUAUUACAAUUAAAUCACCUGAUAAAAGUGGUGACACUGAUGGUGAUGCUGAUGAAGUGGAUCGACCAGGGCAAUGGCGACAAUUAAAAUCACCACCACCCUCAGCACAAGAACCUCCAAUAGGAGAUUUGAUAACAACCGCUACAUCAACUAUACCAACAACAACAGCAACAAUAACGACAACCAUGUUGACCUCACCAACACCAAUCAAUAAAACCAAAUCAAUAUUGAUUCAUCCUCCUCCCAAACCAAGGCCAGUCCUGUCCAGUUCACCUCGACCACCGGGUGCAAAUAUUUACUCCUAUGCUCUCUCACCACCAGUUCGAGAAAUGUAUUUACAUUCAACGGGCAACGAUAAUUCAGAGUUUCUACUUUGCUCACCGAGUUCAGCGGGUUCGAAAGGUUCAAAAGGUUCAUCUAUUGAGGAAAUCAAGAGACUCACCCCGGUGGGUAACCAUCCGGGUGGAGCUGUUCCUGUAGCCUCGACCAAUCAGCAGGGUAAAUCAGAAGUGCAUGAGACAAUCAGUAAACAAUCAGAUACAUCAGAUGAUCUCAAAUUAUAUGAAUUUGACCAAUUAGCUGUUGAAAGUGCCAAUAACAGUAAUCGAACUGCGAAACUUGAAAAUUUUGAACUUUUCUGUCUCUGUAUUUCAUUGGCAAUCAUAAGGCGAGAACGAGAUAUUAUCCUGAUAAAAAAAUACGAAGCAUCAGAAAUUCUUAAGCACUUCAAUACACUCACACUAAAUGAAUACCUUGACAGCAUUUUACUUCAUUCGAUGACAAUUUGGCAUUGGUUGAAACACGACGGAGGUGAAAAGUCACUUUACUCUGAUGAUGAAAAACCAGGUAACACAAGUAACGAUGAUUUUGAUUUACUCAAUGAUGCUGAUGAAGUUGAUUGUCAUUUCGCUGCAUUAUCUGUAUAAUCAUCAUCAUCAUCAUCAUGCUCAUGAUUAUCACCUACAACUGGUUCACCAAUUUGGUUUAUUGGAAUCAAUCAAAAAGAUAUCAAAUCAUCAUUAACAUCUUAAUAAUUUGACAACAAAUAAAUUUUAUGCUCUCACCAAUCAUCAUCAACAUUAUGAUCAUGAUAAUUAUUGAAAAAAAAACUAUAACAAUUAACUCUUCAUUCAUUAAUCUACAUAUUGUUUUCCUUUUUUGCAAUUCAUUUGCUUCAAAUCAAUAACAAUUUGAUUCAUCAACAAUUAAGAUCUAAAAUUAUAAUCAGACUUUUGUAUUUAUCUAAACAAUUAGUAAAUCAUGAUUGAUAAUAAUGAUUAUCUUAUUACAAUAAAAUGAAUUAAAUAUUUUUCUUCAA
This is a messenger RNA of Panonychus citri (citrus red mite), 3253 nucleotides long. RefSeq lists its product as uncharacterized. Bases 480 to 2861 code for a protein of 793 amino acids. The record is from RefSeq and is a predicted model, not a curated record. Lineage: Eukaryota; Metazoa; Arthropoda; Arachnida; Trombidiformes; Tetranychidae. Gene Ontology annotation, biological process: activation of GTPase activity. Gene Ontology annotation, molecular function: GTPase activator activity. The transcript has 8 exons.